AUGGCACCCAAACGUCCCAAUUUUCUGGUCAUUGUUGCCGAUGACCUGGGCUUCUCCGAUGUGGGCUGCUUCGGUGGUGAAAUCCGUACACCCAAUAUCGACAAGAUUGCCCAGGAAGGUCUACGGUUUACAGACUUUCAUGCCGCGGCAGCAUGCUCUCCCACACGUGCCAUGAUCAUGACAGGUACAGAUCACCACAUCGCAGGUCUAGGCAACCUGAUUGAAUGGACCAACAUCUCCGGCCAGAACGGACCCAAGGGUUCCGCCAUGAGCACCGCCCCGCAGCGUGGUAUGCCCGGCUACGAAGGAUAUCUUAAUGAGCGGGUAGUGGCACUCCCGGAGGUGCUGCGUGAUGGAGGAUACCACACAGUGAUGUCUGGAAAAUGGCACCUGGGACUAACUCCGGAGCGCUCGCCAUACAAGCGCGGUUUUGAGCGAUCAUUCGCCCAUCUACCUGCCUGCUCAAACCACUAUGCCUACGAGCCGGAACUGAAGGAUAAGGACCAGAUUCCUACCUUUAUCGAGGCGAGUUACAUCGCUCUGCAUAUGGAGGAUGGCGAGUAUGUGCGCAAACUCCCCGAGGGCUGGUACUCGUCCGAUGGCUAUGGUGAUAAAAUGGUAGAUUACCUGAAGGAAUGGAAAGAGACCGGUGGAAGUGAUGGCCCUGACGGCAAUGGAGACCGUCCCUUCUUUGCCUAUCUCCCCUUCACGGCGCCGCACUGGCCCCUCCAGGCCCCGCGUGAGUACAUAGACCACUAUCGCGGUGUUUACGACGAGGGCCCAGACGUACUCCGACAGAAGCGUCUGCAGCGCCUGAAAGAGCUCGGCAUGGUGCGCGACGAUGUCGAGCCACACCCCGUCCAGGCAGAGGAAGUCAAGUCGUGGGAGGAGUACUCGGCAGACGAGAAGAAGAAGUCCGCAGUAGCGAUGGAGGUCUUCGCCGGCAUGGUCGAGUGCAUUGAUUCCAACGUGGGAAAGGUCGUAGAAUACCUACGCUCCACCGACGAACUGGACAACACAUUUGUCUGCUUCAUGUCCGACAACGGAGCCGAAGGCGCCGCCUACGAGGCCUACCCGAUGGUCCAAAACGGCGUCAUGCCCCAUCUCCAGAAAUACUAUGACAACAGCCUUGAGAACCUCGGCAACGGCAACUCAUUCAUCUGGUACGGUCCGCGCUGGGCGCAGGCUGCCACUGCUCCAUCGCGCCUGUACAAGGCAUACACCACCGAAGGCGGCGUCCGCGUCCCAUUCACCUGCCGAUUCCCCAAAAACCUCAACAUCAACCCAGUCGACGUAGCAGCCGGAAAGGGCGGUAUAACAGACCAAUUCGCAACAGUCAUGGACCUAGCCCCCUCGAUCCUCGACAUGGCAGGCCUCAAACACCCAGCCCCAACCUACGAAGGCCGCGAAGUUGUCGAGAUGCGCGGCCGAAGUUUCCACCCAUGGGCAAUUGGCCAAGCAGAACGCAUCCACCCCAAAGAUUUCAUCCAAGGCUGGGAAACAUGCGGAAGAGCCGCGCUCCGCUGCGCAGAUUGGAAAAUCGUUUUCAUCCCUAAACCAAAGGGCCCAGAAAAAUGGCAGCUCUACAACCUCGUCAACGACCCCGGCGAGAUCCAUGACCUGUCCGAAUCCGAACCCGAGAAAUUGAAACAGCUCCUCAAACUUUGGGAUCAGUAUGUUCUUGAGACGGGCGUUGUCCCGCUUUGUCCCGAUCUGGGUGACUUCCUGGAGGCGACUGAGGCGCAGAUGCCGGAGAAUGCUUGGAUGGAGUUUGAUUAUUGGAAGCAGGGCGCUAGAGAUGAGCCGGAGAAGUUUUCCCGUCACCCGCCUAGGUUCCAGCGUACUGUUAAGCCUUUCUAG
Messenger RNA from Penicillium canescens, 1860 nucleotides. Its product is annotated as arylsulfatase. Gene Ontology annotation, molecular function: arylsulfatase activity. The transcript is spliced from 2 exons. Lineage: Eukaryota; Fungi; Ascomycota; Eurotiomycetes; Eurotiales; Aspergillaceae. The coding region runs from base 1 to 1860 and encodes 619 amino acids. The record is from RefSeq and is a predicted model, not a curated record.